Molecule: messenger RNA, 1601 nt
Organism: Corticium candelabrum
Lineage: Eukaryota; Metazoa; Porifera; Homoscleromorpha; Homosclerophorida; Plakinidae
Product: actin-like
Exons: 3
Coding region: 397-1497 (366 amino acids)
Source: RefSeq, a predicted model, not a curated record
GUCAUUCUGGUGCUAAACGCCUCCAUUGUUGUUGUGGUCGGCGUCGGUGGUGGCUUUAGCGUCUUCGCUGGUGUGAAAACGGUGUUCGUCCUAGUAACGUCGUUGUCUAUCAGUUGCCGUCUACUUCUUGUUUACCUGCAGGCCUCCCUAAAGUUAGCGCCCAAAACAGCUAAUGCCGUGAUUGCAUCUAACUAGAAUCGCCCCUCAGUAAGUUGCGUUUGUGAAGAGCGAGCAAAAUACAAUUUGGCCUAUUUGCAAAGACUAACGAUGACGAUUUGAUUAAAACAAAUUUGAAUAAAACAUUAAUGAUUUCAAAUAUGGUCGAAAUGGAUGGUCCAUACAUAAUAAUCACCCGAGGCAUUCCAUACGGGCAUUUUCAUCAUUUUGUGUUGUGUAAUGGAACUUCAUCGUAUUCCAUCAAUUAUUAUCGACAACGGACAUGGCUUUAUGAAAGCCGGGUUCAGUGGAGAGAAACAGCUUCCUACCGUGACGAUCCCAUGUCGUGAUGACGUCCUGCUGGGCGGUUUUGUUGUGGAGAAAGUUCAGGAAGAAAGACUCCCUACCGUAAAUCUUGAUUCUCUGAAAGAGAUGUGGAAAGACGCAAUAUAUAGAUUGAAAGCUGAUCCAACUGAGUACAUCUUCGUACUCACUGAAAAUCGAUUGUUUACGAAAAAAGACGAUCACGAUAUCGCAGAAAUAAUGUCGGAAGAAAUCGGAGCAGAAGGACUACUCAUUUGCAACGAAUCUUCUUUCCCAAUGAUUUGGUAUGGCAAACGGACAGGUGUCUAUGUAGACUGCGGUGAAUUGAUCACUUCUGUUGUCGUCUUUCACGACGGUCGACGUCUUAGUGACAAUGUGCUCAAUUUUGGUGGCCGGGAUGUUACUCUAAAGCUUUUGUCAAGCCUACAGCAAAACCGAUACGACCAGUUAGACUCACAAAAUCUUGACCAUCUUAAGGAAAUCAGAAAAAUCAAACACGAAUACGGACGGAUAAGCACUGACUAUGAAAGAGAAAUGCAGCUUGCAUGCAAGACUAAGCCAACUGCAGUUCUUUGCCAACUAGAACCACAACAAGUUUUUCUCAUGCGCAAUGAGCAUUUUACCUGCUCAGAGGGUUUGUUUCAUCCUCAUCACUUUGGUAAACGUCAGAGUGGAAUCCACCACGCGGUGUGCCGAGCCAUCGUGUCACAACCCAUAGAUAAACAAGCCGCACUCUACGAAUCCAUACUUUUGUGCGGCGGCACCACAUUGCUGAAGUCGUUUCCGGAAAGAUUGUCGACCGAAAUUAGCAAUUUUAUGAAGGUCAGAACGCCUGUCAAGGUCAUUGCUCAUGAGGGUCGUGAACACAGCGUAUGGUUGGGAGCGAAUAAGUGGUAUACCGAAAAUACAUACACUAACCGCGAUAUAUUUCGUAAAUCCCAGUAUCUCGAAACCGGCGAAGACAUUUUAAGAAGAACAAGUAGAAGAAAGAAUGAUGCAGCUUCUUUGCACUUUUAAGACAAAGCGUUAUAAUAGUAUUGUCUAUUAUCAUAAACUGGAACGGUGUGGUUACCGUCAGUACAAUGGUUGUGUUCAAUAGUUAAUUAUUCAGAGUCAUUCUA